Procambarus clarkii (red swamp crayfish) is the source of this 15129-nucleotide messenger RNA. Lineage: Eukaryota; Metazoa; Arthropoda; Malacostraca; Decapoda; Cambaridae. The record is from RefSeq and is a predicted model, not a curated record.
UGGCAAAAAUGAAUGUGAGAGGUGAGAGGAGUGAAGAGGCGGCGAGGAGCAGCAGUGGUGACGGGGCGGUAAAGAGUCCCUGGAGAAGAGGUGGAGGCGGCCCCAGUCACACCAGGAGCCACACACACAGCUGUCUGCACACCAUGGUGGCCUGCAGCGGCCUCAGCUGAUUUCAGACAAAAUACCAUGGCAGAAGGCAGUGGCAGCAGGUACCCCAGACAAGGGUGCUACAAUUCUGGUUAUGCAGCACCAUCACUUCCCUAUUCAUCUGUACCAGUGACGGCGUUUCAUACGCCUCGUCCCCAAGAGGUGUUUGGAUUGCCUUUCCAAAGAGGCAUCACAUACACCCAGUACCAGGACAACACCCAGUAUGCUGGGAACCCCCACCUGUCCUCUAGCACACAUUAUGAGAACACUCAUUAUCAUGGCAAUAAUCAGUACCAAGGAAAUAUACCAUUCCAGGACCGGACAAAUAUGCAGUAUCAGUCCAGCUGUAUGAUGCAAAAUGGUCCUGCACCUGCUGGCCAAAUGCUUUAUGAAAACAACUCAAAUUUUAAUGCCAGCCAUAGUCCAUUAACUCCAAAUGUAGGGUACAAUUUUGAUGCCGUUAGGCAGUAUGCCCCUGGAUGGCAGAGUGGCAGAGUUGGACAAAGUAUUAUUUCAAAUAUGAGUUACCAUAAUGUGGUGAACCCCGAGCCAAAUGAGCCUCGAUCAGAUGUGAAUAGUGCUUCAGGUAGUAAUUCUGCUGAAAAACAAAGAAAAAAUUCAUUACCAGGCACUGAAACGGCCUAUCCAAAUUUUGUUAUUGAUAGUUUUAAUGUUAAUGCACAUACCGAGGAAAAUUCGGCGGUUAGUAAUGCAAAUGAGAAUUCUGCUCGUGGAUACUCUGGGGAUAAAACUAGUUUUGGUAUUUCAAGUGAUGGUGCAAAGUCAAAGGGUUUAUCAAGAGGACGUGGAGGACAAAGCAAACGAGGAGGAGGAGGAAGGAGGAAUUAUACAAAUGAAAAGCCACCUGGCCAGGGGUAUGGUAAUACCCAGAAUUCCAGCAGUAGUUGGUAUGAUAGCCGAUCAAACAAUUUAGACGAGAGACAACGUGACCGGGACACUGCCCUUGCAGAGACUGCUGCAUUUAUGAAGAGCUUGAAUGUUAGAAAGGGUGCAACUGUAAAUGUGAAAGAAGAAACUAGUAAUGAUAGAAGACCUAGAAGUAGCUGGGGGAGACAAGAUAGAGGAGCAGGAGGGCGUGGCGGAGGUAAUAGACGUCAACAGAGAGACUAUUUUGGCGAAGAAAAACAGGGAAAGGAAUGGAUAAAUCGACAAGUGAGAACAGGAGAUGAGAAAGGUCACAGUGAAAAGGUUAACAGUUAUCCUGAACCAACUGAUGGCAGGGAAAAACUACCGAGGAAUGAGAGAUCUGGCAAUCGUGGUCGAGGAAAUUGGCGCUCUCACAAUCAGGAUGUAAGCAGAACUUUUGAUAACAGUGAUUCAAGUAAUUGGGAGGUAAAUGCACACCUUAACCAGGACGAGAGUAAGACAGUUACAAUUGGACCAGUGAUAAAUUCUAAGCCAGCUAGAGGAAGUGGUCGAGGAAGACAAGAUAGGAGACUAUGGGGUAAUGGUGAUAACAGCAUUCCUGGCAGUGAUAUUGCUGGUAAGGGUGUGAAGAAAGAAAAUCAAUCCGAUAAAGAAGUUAGUUUGCUGUCAUCCUCCCGUACUGAGGUCGGAGGUAAUGAGGACGAGGAAACGCAGCGUGAUCGUUUAACAGAACAGUUGACAAAGGGAACAUACGAAUGUAUGGUUUGUUGUGAUCGUAUCAAGCAGCAGCAUGCUAUAUGGCCCUGUGUCAAUUGUUAUAAUUGUUUCCACCUUGGGUGCAUUAAGAAGUGGGCCAAGACUUCUACUGGAGAUUCAGGCUGGAGGUGUCCUGCAUGCCAAGGCUCCACCCCAAAAGUUCCAAAUGCAUACAGAUGUUUCUGUGGAAAAAUGAGAGAACCGGAGUGGAAUCGGCGUGACAUGGCUCAUUCUUGUGGAGAGGUGUGUGGGCGGAGUCGAAAAAUUGAAUGGUGCAAACACAAAUGUAAUAUUCUUUGCCAUCCAGGACCUUGUCCACCCUGUUCAGCCUUUAUCAAAAAGUCGUGCCCUUGUGGAGCAGAAUCGCGUGAAGUGAAGUGUAGUGUGACGGAGCCAUUUAUCUGUGACGGUGUAUGUGGAAAGUUACUUAAUUGUGAAGGACAUAAGUGUGAGAAGAACUGCCAUACAGGACCAUGUGGUGACUGUCAACAACAGAUCACACAGAGCUGCCAUUGUGGAAAGAAUACCCGUGAAGUCGCUUGCACCCAAGACAUGUUUGGUAUAAUUGUGUACGGCUGUAAGGACAAGUGUUGCCGCACUCUGGAGUGUGGUAAUCACCAGUGUGAAGCAGAGUGCCACCCCGGGGAAUGCCAACUCUGCGAGAGAGCAGUAGAUAUCAUCACACGCUGUCCCUGUGGUAAAGUACCAUUGGAAAAAUUGUAUGAAAGAGAUGGUGCAAUCCAACGAAAAUCCUGCUCGGAUCCAAUACCCACCUGCAGUCAGUCGUGCCAGCACAUUCUCAAAUGUGGUGUUCCAGGUUCAUUUCAUGAGUGCCAAGCACUGUGUCAUGAGGGCCCAUGCCCGCCAUGUCCUCUUGAGACCCCCGUCAAGUGUCGCUGUGGUGCCAUGGAUCACAAUGUUCUGUGUUCAGAGCUGACAACAAAAGCUGACGAGGUUACUUGUAAGAAGCCUUGUAAAAAGCUGCGUCACUGUGGGCGACACAAAUGCACCACCAAAUGCUGUAUAGAUGUGGACCACGUGUGUAUGCUGGUGUGUGGGAGAAUGCUGACGUGUGGCUUGCACAAAUGUGAAGAGCCAUGUCACCGUGGAAACUGUCCAAGAUGCUGGCAGACAAGCUUUGAAGAACUAACCUGCCAUUGUGGUGCAUCUGUAAUUUAUCCACCUGUGCCUUGUGGAACCAAACCUCCGGUCUGUGAAAAUCCAUGUCGACGUCCACAUACCUGCCCUCAUGAAGCAACGCAUCUGUGUCAUGCUGAUGAACCUUGUCCACCUUGCACUAUGCUUGUUGAUAAGCCUUGUUUUGGAAAUCAUAAGAUAAUGCUUCGAACCCUGUGCUACUUGACUGCCGUGUCAUGUGGAGGAGCAUGUGCGCGUCCCUUGCCUUGUGGAUUACACAAAUGUCAGCGCGUUUGCCAUGAACAGCCAUGUGUACCAGAAGGAACAUUAUGUACACAAAGGUGCUUAAAGCCUCGAGAAUCGUGUGGCCAUCCCUGCGCUAACCCAUGCCAUACUGCAUCCUGUCCAGACACAUCCUGCAAGGAGAUGGUUAAGAUUUCCUGCGAGUGUGGGCAUCGAAAAACUACUCUUCAAUGCUCUGAGAAUGAUAGGGAAUAUCGUGCGCUGGCCACCUCCCUGCUGGCUUCUCAGAUGCAGAACAUGAAUAAUGGAUGUUCUGUUGAUCUCUCCGACAUAUUUACUGCUACUGCAAGACCUGACAAGCUCAGGAGAUUGCCAUGCAAUGAAGAGUGUCAAACAGUGGAACGUAACAGGCGGCUAGCAUUAGCUCUGCAGAUAGAGAACCCUGAAGCCCGUGAGAAACUUGGUAACUCCUCCAUACUCUACUCUGAUUUCAUGAAGGACGAAUCUCGCAAGGAUCCAAAUCUUGCCAAGAUGGUUCAUGAUGCACUGACAGAUUUGGUCUUGAAGUCCAAGGAGUCCAAGCAAAAGAGUUGUAUUCAUUCAUUUGCGCCAAUGAACCGAGAAAAGCGUCAGUUUGUCCAUGAGUAUUGUGAACAUUUUGGAUGCCAGAGUCAAUCUUAUGACGACGAACCAAAAAAGAAUGUUGUUGCCACAGCUGUACGAGGGUCGUGCUGCCUACCACCAAUGAGCGUGUUGACAGUGAUUCAACGAGAACAAGGCCAAAGGAAAGUACCUGCUCCAGUCUGGACUCGCAAGUCUCCUGUGAACGAUGCUCGGCAAGGAAUGCAGAAAUUAGAAAAGUCAAACUCUGUUAAAAAAGAAGGUGAUCCAGCAGCUGCCAAACCACCUCCCAUAGAUUACUUUGACUUUGAGGAAUAAUAAAAAAAAGUUAUGAUUAGAAAAAUCAACUAAAUUCUAUAUAUUAAUUAUAGUAUUUCCAUAAUAAACCUAUUUUAUAUUCCCCACUGAAUAUUAACAAGAGGCACUAAGAGUUUAGGUUUAAUACAGGUAGUUAAUUCAUGUGUCUCUCUUGGACUUGGAGCUGAUGUUUUCACUUGACUUUUCAGCUAGUUAUAAUGUCCUUGUGUCCUGGUGGGAAUGGAUUUUCAUUAAUUUUUUUUUCUAAAGCAGUUGUAAUGUCUUUAAAAGAUAAUGUAAAGUUAAGAAUUGCCACUUUAUUUUUAAAGUGAUAUUAUUGUCAUAUAAAGGUGUGUGUAUAUAGACGUGUAAUCUUAUGUUAUAUCAUUUAUAACCAAGAGCAAACACAGUUUACUUAUAGACCUAACUAUAUAUUUGUAUCAGCAUUUCAUUCCUUUAGUAAACUACUCAUAAAUGGGAAUUACUGUAUUUAUUCUUAAACAAGUAAGUUAUGACAGUAUUGCAAAUACAGGUAUGAGUUGAGGAAGGAGGUCUGUGGAUGAAGUCACUUUAGCUGGAAAUUGAUUCUUGUAAGAGAUGUUAUUUCCAAAAUGCCAUGGUUUAUAGUGAAGAGCUUGUGUUAGGUACGCCUGAACUAGUGAGUGAAGGGACAUGCUGCGGCCAGAUGCGUGAAAUACUGUACAGUUGGUCUUGCAGUUAGCAUAGUGAAAAACAUGAAAUCAAAGUAAAUGUUAAUAGACUUUGGAGUUAUUUAGCAACUUAUAUAUUAUAUUAAAUAAUAUAAUAUUUGUAGAUAAUGAUAUUGCAGUGUUAGAUUUUGUAUAAUAUGCAAAUUUAUUACCUAGCCAGUGUAUUUUGUAUUAUAGGUGCUGUAAUUCAACUACUGGUGUGUUAACGAGUGAGGGGGUUUGUUUGAGCACUAGUGUCAGAGGACAUUAAUAUUGUUACUGCUAUGACAAAAGGUGCAUGUUCAAAGUGUUCACCUUCAAGAUCAUUACAUAAUAUACACCUAGUCUGCAGGAAAUGAUUGUAUGUGUUUUAAUGAAAACAAAUUCUAAUGGAAGCUUAAGACAUUGAUCAGUAGUAAUUAAAACACAGCAAUAAUUUAGAUGUUGAAGGGAUUCCAUUGAUUUUUGAAGUGAUAAUACUGUCAUUAUUAGACAUAUAAAUUAUAAAUCCUGUAGGAGUAUUUCUUGAGAUUCAUGACAUACACUGUAUAGUACAGUAUAUUGAAAUAUUUGGGUAAGCUGUGCUACAAAAUUAAACUCGUAAGAAUUUAAUCACAAGUAGCCUAUUGUAAUUCAUUUUUAUCUAUGGUGAUUUGAUACUAGAAAUGGUACUGCUUCAUAAAGAUUAUUUAUAUACAGUAUAUUAUAUUAUCACCAUGUUAUUAAAGUUUUGUUUAGCAGGCAUGGAAGUAGAAAAUGGGGUUAUGACAAUGCAUAAAUAAUACCAAUACUAUUUUACUCAUUUUCUAAGUUGCAGAAUAAUUUUGCUUUCUCUUCACAGAUAGUUUCCAGGUUAAUCUUAAAUUGUGGAAAAAUUUAAAUGUUCAUGAGCUUCCUCUUAGGAUAAAUAGUCUUGGCUCGGUGCCUUCUUUUGAUAAUUACUUACUUCUUCUGGGAUAUAAAUAAUAAUUUAUCAGAUUAGGCUUUAAGAGUAUAUAACUAACUUAAAUUAAAUUUAUAAUUUAUGUGGCAUUAAACAAUGGCUUCAGGGAUAUUGCAUAAUAAUUUUCCAUCAUUACAAAUACUAGUAUGUUAAGGGCCCAUAGAUAGCUUUUGAAAGUUGUUCAACGUCAACCCAUUUUUUUUUUUACUAGUUGUAUAUGAGUAGGGUUUCAUCUGGUCCAAGUCUCGGCAUCGUAGCAUAAAUAGGAAGGGAGAAAAAAAUAUUGAAUUAUGCUUCAAAAAUUUUCUAAAAUGGUCAAAAAUGAUUAUCAAACACAAGUGUCAACUAAAAUCAUGUCGUUGACUCUCAGCUAUCAUAAUAGCAUAUAUUAAAAAAUAAAUAAAAUUAGUUUUAUUAAAAAAAAUUAAGUUAAAUUUUUUUUUUUUUUUUUUCAAUUUUGUUCUUAUUUGUUAAACUUACAUGAAACUUACACCUUGUAUGUAAAGUUUAUCUCUAAAAUCAGGAGUCGGUGUUUUUUCCAAAGUUCAUUUAUUGAUUUUAUAAUAACAAAAGAUGAUAUAUUUGCAUAAUUUUGGGGGGAACUUUGUCUAUUUGUCUUGGGAAAACUAAAGAUGUUUUGGGAAAUCCCCGGCCCCAGAUUCUUUAUUGUAUGCUAAUGUGUCAAGAAAAUUGUCAUAGAAAUGAUUUCAUUUGAAGCUUGUGGUUGUUAUACGAAUUUGAAAAUGUGUAAAAUUUGUUGAAAAAAAUAAAAACAAAAAUCAAAUCUCCCUUUCUAUUUAGGCUGCAGUACUGAAACUUGGAACAAUUGCAGCCCUUUUCAUAUACAAUUAGUCAAAAAAUAUUGGUUGACUUUGAACAACUUUUAAAAAACUAUCUAUUGGCCCCCUUAAUAUAGUAGCUGGUGAACAGCAGUGUCUUGCAAAUUAAUUUAAGGAAGUUAAAGAUGUAACUUUUAUUUAUAUAUACAUGUAGCGCACAGUUUGCCUGAAAUGGCUGGACAGAACAAUGUACUUUGCCCGGGAUUACCUUAGCUUUGCCCUCUGGUUAGAGUAAUGCAAUAACACACACAUAGGAAUGGUGACUGCAUUGUUCUCUGGUUUAAAGGUACCAGAUGUCUUGCACAUGUCACAGAUAAUAUCCACAGUGACUGAGACAGUUAUUAUGGAUAACCUGAAUUACUGUUCCUCUAACUUAAUUUUACGUGUUAUAGUCAACUCGGAUUAAUUUGUUGUGCAUAUUGCUAUGUAACCAUACUAGUUUAAUAUACAGCCACUUAUAUAUUAGUGUUAUACAUUUAUUUUGGGGUCUACAUACCUACACAGGUUAUGUCCUAAUUUUGUUAUUGGGAAUAAAUACAAAAAUUUGAAUUUCAAAUUUUGGGCACAAUUACGUGUGUAAUUUCAUAACUUUAGGCACAAUUACAUGUGUAAUUAUACCUGAAGGCUUCCUGGCAAGUAUUCUUCCAUCUCCAGCAAAGUAAAAUAAUAUCUAAUGCACAAUGGCUCCUGAUUUUCUCAAAAUAAUAUCUUUAAAACUUGUAAACAAUAGAAGCAAGAGCUCAAGCUAUGUGGUAUAGUGCCAGCUAGACUACAUUGCUCAGUGAUAGAAUAUUAUUCCCAGAGUGCUUCAUUUGCGUGUGCUCACAGCCUUUACUGUGUUUGUAUUUUUGUCAUAAAGUUUACAUAGUAAGUCUGUGGUAAAUUACAAUGAUAGAAGCAUUGGUAGGUAAAGAUCAUUAGUGUAUCAUACAGUAGUAUGGUUAACACUUGUACUCAAAUUAUUUUUUAAAAUUCCACAAUAUUGUCUCUUUUUCUACCUUACUGUGAAUGUCGAAAAAAAGUUCUUUUAUCCAACUAUGGCAUAAAAUGUUGCAAAUUUCAGCAAAUGCCUUCACAGUCAUAGUGAGAGAUUUUCUGUAAAAAUAUAUUUAUUGUGAACAAAAAUACUGAGCAUCUGCAUGUGUGUCAUUGUGUACAGAAAGAUGUAAAUUGUAGGCAUUUGCUGUACGCUCAUGAUUUUCCUUGUGUUGAAAAACAGGCAGGGAAUCUUGAUGCUCGCCAUUUGUUUUGUAUAUAGUAAGAGGAAUAUAUUUUGAUAUUAAACUGGUAAUUUGUACUUGAUUGUUUUUAUUGUUUUUUUACUAAAUACUGAAUUGAAAUGAGGAUAGUUACUUGAUAUAUCUUAUCUACUUCUCUGCCACAAAUCUUUAGUUAUGCAAAAAAUUAUUGUUUGCCAUCAUUGGCCAUCUUGUAUUAGCAUGUUGGGGUUAAUUUUUGACACUUGUUUAUCUUGGUUACCCCAUUUCUCUUACCUUCAAGUCAAAUGCUCUAAGGCCCUUUCAUUGCUUCGAGCCUUGUCCCGUACUUCCUCUCCUUCGACCCUUCGUAAUGUUGAAUUAGCUUUGCACCAUGCUGGGUUUGGCACCUUGGGCACCUUGGCUUUGGUGCCUUUCAUUCAUCCCAUAUCCAGAGCUUAUGUUGAAACAGGUGUCUUGUCUCUACAUUAUCGUUGGAAUUGUUACUGCCUUCGCUACCUUGCAAGGUCUCUGCAACAUCCUCAUUCUCGCUUUUGCUGGGCUUUGGCUGUUGCCCCUCUGGUUGGCCCUGUUCCCUUUUGCCACCUUCCUUUUUCUCUUAGGAUGUCUCUUACAAGCCUCCCUUUUGGUUUGUGUUAGCAAUGUUUCUCCUCGUGUCGUUCCAUCCGUACCUCUAUGGCGGGUUUCCUUGUGACAUUUUGUUUUUGACCCCACAUGGUAAAGGCUUCUUCCCCCUUCCAUUGUUCUGAAAGGGCAUUUCCUUGAACAAUUUUCUUUGCACUUGCAUUCUGUUGCCUCUCUUUGCAAAUGGGUCUAAAUCUGCUGAUGGUGUUGGAUACAAUGUUGUUUUCCCAGACCAAACCUAUAUGAGCUGCCUGCAUCUGGAGAGCAUCAUCUUCUUGGCUGGACUGUAUGCAGUAUUGUAUGCCCUUUGUCGAUUGAUUUUCCGUUGGCAGCACUCCUUUGUCAUUGUGCACUCUUGUAGUGCUCUCAUGACUUUGGAGUAAUUUAAUACUAUGCAUUCUGUGGUAGUCGAAAUCCAAUGUUGGCUGUUUUUAAUCUCUGGAAGAUUUAAGCAGGUUGAGUUUUGCUGGGUUCCCAGCCACAUUGGUAUUUCCUUAAAUGAGUAUGCAGAUACUGCUGCUAAGGAUGCUAUUUCUUGUCCUGCUUCCUGAAAAGCCCAUUCCUUGUGAUUUCUACCCAGUCAUUCAUUCCUCGAUCCGUGACUGUUGGCAGGUCAUUGGUCUUGAGUUACUUGAAAUAUCCCUUGGCCUUCCUCCCACCAUAAACGGUGGUGAGAAACGGCCUGGCAAGGUUGCGUAUUGGCUGUGUACAUUUAACCCACAGGCACUUAAUGGAAUGCUGCCUAGCUCUUUAUUGUCCAAACUGCAUUGUUCCCCUUAUAGUUGUACAUCUCCUUGUUGAAUAUCCUGAUCUUCAGGACGUUUGUGUGACUUGCUUCACUACUGUCCCUCGAUAGAAUCAUUGGUGAAUCCAAUACCUUUGAUAUCGCUUGUCUUGUGCACUUUUGUUAUUGUAUUGGCAUCCUUAGUGAUAUUUAGCAUCUUUGAUGGUGCUACAUGGUCUUUCCAGCUUGUCGCCUUCUUUUGAUGAUAAACAGAAGAUUACGAAGUUGUUGCCCAGUGUACUUCUGGCAUGUUUUUACGAUUUGGAUUAGAAAACACAAGAGACUUUAGUGUUCUGUUGGAUAUUACUGUACUUUAAUAAACAAACACUGGUGAUCUGUCUCUAACGUGCUUUUCCAGCUGUAAACGUUCUGAGUUCCUGGGCCACUCAGUAAUGUGAAUUUUUUUUAUAAUCAUUGUAUGUUUUCUAAGUUUUUUGGGAUGGUUAUUACUAUAAAAUUUGAUCUCAAAAUGUUCACAAAUGAAUUCUCUAGAGAAUGGAUGUAAAAACAAAAGUGUACUGAUAAUAGAUUAUAUGGGACAACAAUGAAUAUACAAAUGUUAAUGAAUUGGUCAGUUGAGGUGUUUUAGUGUCAUCAGAACUUGAAAGUGUUAAAUUAAUUAAUUAAUGUAACAUAUUCAACUUUUACAAGAAGCUUCUGCAAGAAGGCCAUUUCAAGUGUGAUUGCUGUGUAAUGACUUUAGUUCAAGUGAUGGUGAUCUCAAAAUGGACUUUGCAACAGUAAAAUUAUCCCUGAAAAGCUGUUCGUAUUUGCACUAUGCGCUUUUGUUCUUGUAUUGGCAUUCUUUGUGAUAUUUAACGCCUUUUUAAAUAUCCUGCACAUUUGAUGGUGCUGCAUAGCCUUCCCGGCUUGGUGCCUUCUUUUGAUAAUGAUUUUGAUUUUUUGAUAAUUACGUGCUUGCUUGUCAAGAUUGUUCAUCUGUAUUUAGCAUAAUAUUUUGGCACAAAUAAUAGAUUUUUUUGUUUGCUUAACUAGAUUUAAACAAUGUGAAUUUGCAUAAGAUAAUAUCAGACAAAUUUAAAGGAAAAAAUGAAUUUCAUUUUGUACUUGAUACACCGAAGAUACCGAGUAUGUUAAGGUGUGCAUUCUUAGUCUUCAGAUAGACACUAGAUAACUGAAAGGUUUUACUGUUGAACCAUGAGCCCAUCCAUCUCCAAACUACUGUAUUUCAUUAACAUUAAAGCUUUGUUUAAGGAAAUGACCACUGAAUACAUCACAGUACAGCAAAUGGCGGGAGUGGGAAGGGAAGGGGGUAUCUCAAUUACAAGACAUGAAUUAGAGGAGAGGACUUGUACAUAAAAACUCCUCAUUGUCUUGAGGAGAGAUUUUUAGUGAAAGAAAGAGAAAAAAAAAGAGAAGAAAUCACUAGUUCUAGUUUGGGCGCACACAACAGAGUAGGGGUGUGAUUUUUUUUUUUUUUUUUUUUUACCUGUUGAUGGAGAAUCGAACCCUAUCAAGUCCCCUUGCACCAUUAAUCCUUAAAAGUGAUUUUAAAACAUUUAUUAUUAAAUAUUAACAAACCAGCUCGUAUAGAAUCACAAUUGUGUCUGAUUGUGACACAUAUCAUGUGAUUGUAUAUAUCAUUUUCUCUGCAUUUCAUCCCUUUACCUUGAACUGGACUGGCAGGUUCUUCACCUUCAUAACAGUAAACAUUUCCACAUUUUAUUCCAUCUAUUUACUCCACCGCUACCUAUAAACAGCUGGCACUAGGACAAAGCAGAUUGGAAAACUACAGCUUUCUCUCUCUUUUUUUUUUCCUCUGUUCCAACUGUUCUUUUAGAGUCUGUUAUCCAUUGAUAAAAUCCUCUGCGAAUCUGCCUCUUCUAUUUAAAUCAUUUUGUCUUUCUGCUCAUGUAUUUGCAUUUCUAAUGAUCUAUAAAGUCUUGAUUAUUUUGCAAGACAGUACUUCAUUGUGUAGCAAUCAUGGCUUUUUGCUUCCAUUUGAUAAUUAUUAAGAUACUGUAUUUGAUGAAUAUUUGCAAGUCAUGUUAACUUCAAGAAUUCUUAGGAAAAAUAAAUUGAAGGCAAAAUAUAACAAAUUUGUUUUAACCAAAUAUUUUUGUUCUGAGACAGUUAUGAUUUUACUACUGUAUUCUUAUCAAGUCUUAAUAACUGCUGGUAACCUGCUAGUCCUGUUUUUGUUGGCUUUUACAACACAGGGUUCAGGAUCCAAAUGUGAUAUCCUAUAUAAUGAUAUAUAAUGUUGGGAGGCCUGGUCAACGAUCAGGCCGUGGGGUCUCUAAGCCCUGAAAUCACCUCAAGGUAACCUCCUACCAAAUUAAACAUCCGUAUACCAAGGUCUCAUUAGGUGGGGAAGACUAAGUUAGUAAGAAUGUCCACUAAGAACACGCGAUGUAUUUUACAUAGAAAAAUCAAAGUGCUUCUUGAACUAAGAGAACCUAUCAUUUGCUUGAAUUUGGAAAUUUUCAAUGUUCAUCAAAUAUAAACUAAUAAUAAAAUACUGUAUGCAUUAGUAUUAAUUUUUUUUUCUCAUUGAUGAAUAAAGUGAACAAAUGAAAAUGCUGUUUAAUGUAGAAUUCUGUCUGGCAGUUGAGUGCCAGUCAGGAAACUGUUAUACAGUGGUUUCAUAUUUUUCAAUAAUUUUGGUGGUUGUGUGCAUGGUUUUGCUCAAUUUUUAGCUUAACCAAUAUUCUUGGCAUAGUUUUGGUGCUCAAGUAUUUUUGUUUUUUCUCAUUAUGCUGAUAUUAGGUGGAUGUGGUAAUUUCAAUAAUAAUUACUUGCUUAUUAUGGCAUGGUAUUUAUGCCCUACCACAUUGUAUUGAUUUAUUAUUGUACACUUGUUCUGUAUGUUUGUACAUAAUGGGGAAAGGGGGUCAUGUUAGUGCCUGGAAAACCCCACCACCUCUUGUGUGAGACAUAGGAAUGUACUCUGCUCCUAUAUUUUAUAUUUUUAUUCAAGUAAUGGAAUGUGUUCAAAAAUGGAAAUUUUGUUCAUUUUAACCAAUUGUUGAAGCAAAUAAUGUAGUGUUGGUCAACAUUAGAGACUGUUCAACACACUUCCACUACACAUAAGGGGCAUAACUGGCCGACCCCUCACAAAGUUCAAGAGAACUCGAUAAACUCCUCCAAAGGAUACCUGAUCAACUAGGCUGUGAUUCGUACGUCAGACUGCAAGCAGCCACGUCCAACAACCUGGUGGCCAGGUCAGAAACUGGAUUGCUGGGACUUUGACACCCCCCUCCAGAAUCAAUGCAAUGUUGGCAACUACAGGUAGGUAGGUAGUUGGUCCAUCAUGCAAGUUCUCUUUUUAAAGAUUCUUCAAUAAAGUUGUCAUAUUUAAAUCCUAGGAGUGAAUAAUUACAAAAAUUACUCUAUAAAAUUGGAGUGAUCAAUAUAACAUGUAAACCGAACUGGCAAUAUUAAUAUUCAGUGGUGUGUUGGCAGUCAUUUGCCAAGUGAAUGCACACAAUGUGAUAUUUAAAACAUUUAUUUUCAGCUUCUUCAAAAUACAAUUCUUACCCUUUCUUGUUAAUUAUUUGUUAUAUAAUAGAGUAAUCUUGAACACUGUUGAUAAAUGACGCCGGUUCGGCUACAAGGCAAAUUAGAAUACAGAGGUUGCUCAUGUGGUUCUUGUAGCUAAAUGGCGUCUUCACAGCAUUCAUGUGAAGUUGCUAAAUAUUUUGUAAUUGGACAUAUUGUAGUUCAGCUUCUGGUCUCUCUUCAUGUGACUCCUGAGCGGGACAAAAAUGGUUGGACAAGUUUCCUUUCACCUAAUGCCUGUGUUCGCCCAGCAGUAAAUAGUUACCUGGGAGUUGGGUAACUUGUGGGGUUGCAUCCUGGGAUGAGUCAGUAGUUCGAUCUUGAGGGACCUCAACACAAGCCUAAAGUAUAUGCAAGCGUCCUGUCCCCGAUAAAACAGUUAUAAUUCUGUACUACACGAUAUUAUUUGUCAUCAAUUUACCUUCGCAUACAGAUUUCUUGUCAAAAUAUUUCAAAUGGUAAAAGAAAAUUGGUCCUGUUUCCCAUCACAACAUUGUGCUGACAAAUACUAGGAGGAAUGUUGACUAGGCCAAAGUAAUAGUUGAUAUUGUGGGUGAAUUUUUUCGUUCAUACUUUUAAAUACAUAUCUACAUAAGAAAUAGGUAAAAUAUAUAGUUUUUUUUAUAUUUUAUCUGAUUAGCGAACCACUCGCAAUAAAUAACAAGUUAUGUACUAUCCCCAUGGCCUUCCUCCUGCCAUGAGAACAGGAAAUAUCUCUGGCUGAGUUCUGUAUUAUCAGUGCAGUUAACUUGUGGGUAUUGGAUGUAAGUGAUCUGCACCUUAGUGUCAGAACUGCAUUGUUCCCCUAACAGUUGAGCACCUCAUGAAAUGUCUCGACUCUCAGAAUUGGAAAUUUUGCCUUCCCACUGUUUGCUUGAUUUUCCUGUAAAUUUGAUUGUGCCGACAUCACUCGUCUUGUCUUUUAAGUGAUAUCUGAGUACUGUACUCUUGAAUAUUCUAAGAUGCAUGCGGUGCUAAAUAGUCUCCAAGGCUUGUUGCCUUCUCUUGCUAAUUGGUUAUUUUAACAGUGAUUCACUCCUGGUUUUGUGGAAUAUCACACCAAAUUUUACUGUUUUUUAGGGCAGUAUUCUAACUAUAAUUAGUACAUUUUGCAGAAAUUAUCAUAUUUCUGAAGCGAUAAAGGUCAUGAGAAUGUAGUCAUUCUCAUAUUCAAGGGAGAAAUUUUGAAACACAGACUCAAUAUACAGUACAGUAACCUAACCUUUUAGAUUCGUAUUGCAAGAUGCCUUUGGAUGAAAAAUAUAGGAAUUUCUCUACAUAUUUAUCGUACACUAGACCAAGUAGCUUAUUCAUGUACGAUUAAUAUAUUGUUGGUAGUACUUUAAGCCAUAGUGAAAAAAAUGAAUCUUUUAGACACCCAACCACACAGAUCGGAAAAUAAAAGAAUGAUAUUUCGAUCCAUCCUGGACUUUAUAAUUGACCUGGACAGAUUGAAAUACUGUAAUGUCAAUUCAUAUAUUUUCAGAUUUGUGGGUCGAGUGUUUAAUUUUCUGUAAUGUUAUUGUGACUUAUUGUCUGCAUAUGAAUCUGUACUCACCAAGCCCAAGUUGUACCAUGGCCAACAGAACAGAGCAGCUAAUCUAGCACUGACUCCCAGUAGUUGCUAGAGGUAAAUUUGUUGUGAUAUGGGGACAGUAAACAAGUUACAAACAUAAUUUUAAUGUUGGUAAUACUGAAGUGUUUCUUGAGAGAGAGAGAUUUAGCAAGGUGUUGGCUAUGUCGAUACAUUUGUCGGGCAUUACACACAUCUCUCAUUGCAGACAAUGGUAAAUAUCUUGCCAUUAUAGCUUGAGUUUUCUGAGUAUUUUCUAUGCAUUUUUUAGAUGCAUAGCCUUGUUGCAUCUAAAAAAUAAAUUCAAAGCUGAAUAAUUUGGCAAGGAUUAAUGCAAAAGUAUUGGCGAAAAAAUAUGUACAACACUGUUCAUGGAUUCUGGUAGUCUCAAGUUUGUAAUGGUUAUUAAAUUAUAUGAUCGACAUUUUGGUAUUAUCGUGUCCUGAGGAAGAGUUGUAGCCAGGUUUAAUAAGCUAAAUUCAACCAUAGCUGCAUAUAUUUUUUCAUCGUAGAUAGCAAAGUUCAUUUAUAAUUUAAUUUACAGUACUGUAUACAUAACCCUCGUUGAGCCAUUCCUCCUUGUUACAAAUAUAAAACCUUUUUUCUUCCUUUAAGUGUUUCAUUUCAAAUUAUGCAUUGUACUUUAGUCAUUAUGUGAAUGUUACACUUUACUGCUCUUUGCCAGACUUUCCUUCCUAAAUUGCAAUAAAUGUUGGAAGAAAUGAUAGUUCAUCGGUUUUAAGAUUUUUUAUUUUGUUAAAUGUUCUGCAAAUUGCUGUAUUCAGUUAAUUACUGUACUGCAUUUGUUUGGAUGUGGUUUGUUUGUGGGAAUAAAUAUAAGAAUAUGAA